Molecule: messenger RNA, 2032 nt
Organism: Phymastichus coffea
Lineage: Eukaryota; Metazoa; Arthropoda; Insecta; Hymenoptera; Eulophidae
Gene: Arp2
Product: actin-related protein 2
Exons: 9
Coding region: 355-1575 (406 amino acids)
Biological process (GO): Arp2/3 complex-mediated actin nucleation
Cellular component (GO): Arp2/3 protein complex; actin cortical patch
Molecular function (GO): actin filament binding
Source: RefSeq, a predicted model, not a curated record
AGUGCAAAAGUGUAUGAAUGUGUGUGUGUGUGUAGCGAAGAACGCAAGUGGGAGUGCGUGCGUGAGCGUUCAUAAUUUUUUUAAAUUAUUCUGUCGCAAAACACCCUAUCGUAUAUCUUUCUACAAUUUUUGUAAAUCUUCGCACCAAGUGUACAUAUACAUAUGUACUAAAGAUAAAAGCAUAUCUGUAUAUAAGUAGCUUGCGUGUUCUUCCUGAGGUGCUAUGCCGGCGACGCCCCAUUAAUCAGUACCUCAGGAGUAUUAGUUAAACCGACCGUCGUUGAGAAAGUGGAUCUGUGAUUUGAGUGAGAAUUCAUUCGCCUCCAACGAUUAUCCACGAGAAAAAGCAGCAUCAUGGAUAAUAAUGGCAGAAAAGUCAUCGUUUGCGACAAUGGCACAGGGUUUGUCAAAUGUGGCUAUGCAGGAGCCAACUUUCCAGUACACAUAUUUCCAUCGAUAGUGGGACGACCAAUCAUUCGAGCAGCCAACAAGAUUGGAGAUAUUGAUGUUAAGCAAGAACUUUGUGUCCGUGAAGUGCUUGAGAUGCCUGAUCUUAUGGUUGGCGAGGAGGCUAGCAAAUUACGAUCUAUGCUGGAAAUCAAUUAUCCAAUGCAAAAUGGCAUUGUUAGAAAUUGGGAGGAUAUGUGCCAUGUUUGGGACUAUACUUUUGGUCCAGAAAAAAUGAAUAUCGAUCCAAAAGAAUGCAAAAUUCUGCUAACAGAACCACCAAUGAAUCCAAUAACAAACAGGGAAAAAAUGAUAGAAGUAAUGUUUGAGAAAUAUAAAUUUGCUGGAACAUACAUUGCAAUCCAAGCGGUUCUAACAUUGUACGCUCAAGGUUUGAUAAGUGGAGUCGUUGUUGAUUCGGGUGACGGUGUGACUCACAUAUGUCCAGUUUACGAGGAAUAUGCUUUGCCGCAUUUAACACGAAGACUUGACAUUGCUGGACGCGAUAUAACUAUGUACCUUAUCAAGCUGCUUCUGCAGCGUGGCUAUGCCUUCAAUCAUUCCGCGGAUUUUGAGACUGUAAGAAUGAUAAAGGAGAAACUUUGUUAUGUUGGUUAUGAUAUUGAGACAGAAGAGAAAUUAGCACUAGAGACUACUGUGCUAGUAGAAUCGUAUACGCUACCGGACGGACGAGUGAUAAAGGUUGGUGGUGAACGGUUUGCCGCGCCCGAGGCGCUAUUCCAACCGCAUUUGAUUAACGUUGAAGCCCACGGCAUCGCUGAGUUGGUUUUCAAUACCAUUCAAUCGGCCAAUAUUGACAUGAGGAGUGAACUUUAUAAGCAUAUUGUACUUAGUGGUGGUAGUACUAUGUAUCCUGGUCUACCCUCGAGACUUGAGCGAGAAAUUAAGCAACUGUAUCUGCAACGAGUAUUAAAGAAUGAUAUCACAAAGUUGAACAAAUUUAAGAUAAAAAUAGAAGACUCGCCAAGAAGAAAAGAUAUGGUGUUCAUUGGUGGAGCCGUAUUGGCGGAAAUCACUAAAAACCGCGAUAAUUUCUGGAUUAUGCGCGAAGAAUACGAAGAGAAGGGACUGAAUGUAAUAAAGAAAUUAGGCUCACGUUACGCAUGAAACUAACCGUCCUGAUUAUGUGAAACAAGCGCAUUUACUAGUGUUUAGAGAAGCAACAGAAGUGUAAAGGAAAUGCGUGUAUUCGAGUAUACGUCGAUGGACAAAUAGGUGCAAAUAUACCGAGCGUUUGCUCAGCCGUUUAAUCUUGAUGCGUGAAUAAACUAGUAAUUUAUAAUCGUAAACGCUCAAACAAAAAAAUACAGUUAUAUCAUAAGAAAAUCCACUUUUGUUAUAUACCCAAAAAUCUAUGUCGGUGUCGAGAACCAAUGUAUAACAUGUUCGCUGAUCGAAAUGUAUUUAAAACAAAGUGAUGAAUUUUUCAUCUAUUGAUAUUUUUGUUUUCUCGGCUCUUACUUUUGUAAAUAUGAACUCUUUUAUUUAAAAAAAACUAUUCAAAAUCAUGUCUGUCCAAAUUAUUUAUUGAAUAAACCAAUCAUCAUUGUAGAUUAUUUGUUUU